CCUACGAUCGAUGCCUCUUGCCCACAGCAGCAGAUCGUUCUCUGCCGCCAACCAGCCCUUCGCAUGCCCGAUCCAUCCCAUCGCCCCCGCCGGACAUCCAUCCCUGUGCCGCGGCCGAUCCUAACCUUCGUCGUCGCCCACUCCCGUCGAUCCCAUCUAUCGUUGCCGCUGCAGCCGGCGCAAAAAAAUCCAUCGACCCCUCCCAUCAAUCGUUGCCGCCGCCGCCGUCCGAGGGGCAGACGCCGCCGCCACCGCCGCAAUACAAGGGGGAGACGCCGCCGCCGCUGCUGCAAGGCAUGGCGGUUUGAAUCCCGCCCCCGCCUCUGCAAGGCAGGGCGGUUUGAAUCCCGCCCCCGCCGCUGCAAGGCAUGCUCACCAAGAUGUUCGGCCAGGCCGGCGACUAGGACGGCAUCCAGUUCGUCUUCAAGAAGAUGCGGGAGGUCGGCAUCAAGCCCUAAAUCUUCGUCUACAAUGCUUUGCUCGAGGCGAUUGGCAAGACCGGCAAGUUGGGGCUGGCCCGCAGCCUGUUCGAGGAAAUGUCCGCCGAGGGGGUCGAGCCCAACGAGCGCACGCGCACCGCGGUGGCCAAGAUCUGUUGACGGGCACGCUGGGGACGCGACGUGCUCCAGCUCUGGGACAAGAUGCGCGACAAGAAGAUCCCCGCCCACAACAUCCUCUGCAACACGCAUGUGCGCCGACGUGGGGCUGGUGGCUGAGGCCGAGCAGUUCUUUGAGGAGAUGAAGCUGGACAAGUGGAGCUACACAGCCAUCAUCAACAUCUAUGGGAGCAUCAAGGACGCCAACCGCGCACUCCAGUUGUUUGUGGAAAUGCUACAGAGCGGCAUAGAGGCCAACAUAAUGAGCUACACCAUCGUGAUCCAGUGCCUCGGCAAGGCGAACUGGAUAGAUGACGCCGUUCUUUGUAACCGCAUCUGGGUCAUAGACGUACAUUCUCAGGUGCACACGCGUCACUGCCUACCGCUACCUUCCUUGCCGGCGGUGGACGGCGCCGCGUUUCCGGAUUAGGGGGGACUGGCCGAACCGCGAUCGCGCCUUCGCCACGGCUGAGGGGAGCGAAAGCCACACUGCCGCACUCCCGGCCACGGGCCACAACCUGCGGGCCUUCGUCCGUCAGGGCCUGGACGCUUCUGCUACUCCACUCCUUGUGCGAACACAUCGACACAUAUUAGCGCCCGACUGUGCCACCAAGCUCAAAUCAGGGGCUGCAAGAUUCCAUCACUAGUCUUCGUGUGGUUGUCUUGGUCUUGGAUUGUAAAGCCCAGUUUGGGAUUUUGCUACAACUGCUCAUUCAGUGAGGAUUCUGAUCGAAGACGAUCAGAAGGAGAAAGGACUUUGCCCAAGUAACUCCAGCUGGUUAUAUUGACACACUAUAUGAAUGUAACGCCAUACAGAGGCAUGUUUCAUGUGUGGCAGAGGACUAGAGGUAAUUAAAACUUCAUCUGAGGAAGCAAUCUACAAAGUCAAGUGGAGCAAUAGCGUCCAAGCAGUCUUGUUGCUAUGUUCUUGCUUUUGCUGUACACAAAGAGGCCGGGACUGAGCAAGGGCGCUGGAGAUAUUGUGUCAAUAGUGGGCAUCUUGAUGCAGUUGUGCUUGUCGAGGUUGAG
Molecule: messenger RNA, 1625 nt
Organism: Triticum aestivum (bread wheat)
Lineage: Eukaryota; Viridiplantae; Streptophyta; Magnoliopsida; Poales; Poaceae
Exons: 2
Coding region: 64-1026 (320 amino acids)
Biological process (GO): positive regulation of translation
Cellular component (GO): chloroplast stroma
Molecular function (GO): rRNA primary transcript binding; protein binding; mRNA binding
Source: RefSeq, a predicted model, not a curated record